AGUGUCACAAUUUUUUAUCUGUGUCUCAAUCGAACUCGUAGAAUUUUUCAUCGUAGUAAAUUAGAGAAAUGAUUAAUCAAAAAUAAUUCUAUUUACAAUAAUCCAAUUUGCGCAACAACCACUGUAGUAUUUACACGUGUGAUUUUCUUUAGAGUGCGUGCGUUCAUCACCCGCGAUCCUUUAGCUGAGACUGCAAAAUGAUCGAAGGGAACAAGGACGAAGCAGAGAAAUGCAUAGACAUAGCUCAGGCUGCAUUUUCUUCUGGAAACGCCGAGAAGGCCGAGCGAUUCCUGUUGAAGGCUGAGCGGCUGUACCCGACAGCUCGUGCUAAGGAGCUGUUGGCGCGGGUGAAGGCCGCAGGUCCGUCUACGGGGACUCCGAACAAGACUCCUCCGAGCAGCCCCAGCGGUGACGAUGUUCGCAAGCGGAAGCCCCCUGCGCACCAGCCGCAGCAGCGCGAGUACACCACGGAGCAGCUGGAGGCGGUCCGACGCAUCAAGACAAAGUGCAAAGAUUAUUAUGAAAUCCUCGGGGUGUCGAAGGAGGCCACAGACUCAGACAUCAAGAAGGCAUACAAGAAGCUGGCGCUGCAGCUGCAUCCGGACAAGAACCACGCGCCCGGGGCUGCGGAGGCUUUCAAGGCCAUAGGCAACGCGGCCGCGGUCCUAACCGACCCUGAGAAGCGCAAGCAAUACGACGUGCGUGGCGAAGAGCCGUCGCACCAGACGACUGGACACACGCAUCAUCAGUACUACGCUCGCGGGUUCGAAUCCGACAUGACGGCUGAGGAACUGUUCAACAUGUUCUUUGGGGCUACAGGUACAAAUGUCUUUGCGUUCCCCGGCGGCGGCGGCAACGUGUACCACCGGCGGCGCGCGCGCGAGCCCGAGGGCCGCGAGACGCACGGCAGCCUGCUGCAGCUGCUGCCGGUGGCGGUGCUGGUGCUGCUGUCCAUGAUGAGCGGCUUCUUCAUCAGCGAGCCCGUGUUCAGCCUGGCGCCGAGCUCCAAGCACCCCGUGCCGAGGGAGACCAACCACCUCAAGGUUCCAUACUACGUGAAGGAAAACUUCCACACGGAGUACCAGGGUUCCCUACGUCGGCUGGAGGCGGCCAUCGAGGAGGAAUACCUGGUGGGGCUGCGGCACGCGUGCCAGAGAGAGAAGAACUACAAGGACAGCAUGACGUGGAAGGCGAGAAACUUCGGCGACUCGCGCCAGCUGUCGGAGGCGCAGAAGCUGCGGACGCCAUCUUGCGAGAAGCUGCAGAGUUUCCAUCGAUAAUCGCGAAACUAAAUCGUCAUAAACCUAAUUUAUGUCUGGAUAAAUGUUAUCUGCGGGAUAAAAUUCAUUCUUACAGUGCCACAAACUUAUCUGUUCCGGUGACAGCUCCCAUAAAUGUCUAAUAUUUUUUCACUCUAUGAGAUUUUAAGUUUGCUCAAAUCAAAGUGGUAAUUCGCCCUUGCGGUUUUAAUAAACCCAUCUAAUAUAUAUUCAUAUACUUAUAAUUUAUAAGUAAGUAAAGAGAUAUGAAUCAAUUUAGUUCGAUUUCACCGGAACAGAUAAGUUUGUCGCACUGUACUCAGUCUGAAGUUGUGUUUUAGGCAGUGACAGCAUGUUUUUUUUAUCAAACAGAUAUGUUUUAAUCUUACUGAAACAGACACAAUUUUUUUUCAAACGUAGUAUUAGCACUGCACCUAAAAUUGAACUUUAUGGUCGAGGUACAGACGUUCAAUUUUCAACAAGCAAAAUCACAAUUUGAUUUUAAAAUGCUAAAUGAAUAGAAAACAAUGUUUUUAUUUACAAAAAGUAUUUAUGUAAAAGUUGAUUCAUUCAUUUUUGAAUUAUACAAGACGCUAACGUUAUUUAUAGUGAUUUGCACCAAACAUUUAAACGAAAUUCUUGCUUUGACAGUAUACUAACUAAACAAGAGAGCAAUAGAUUUAAUUUCGUUUAAAUUAGUGGUGCAAGUCGCCCUUAAAGAAUGAAGUGUUCAUUGCAUUUUAAACUACAUAUACUAUGUAGUAUCUGCGGACUGCGUAUAACCUAUAUAAUAUUGCUGUAUAUAAAAGUAGGAAAAUUUAUAUAUUAAAACAUACGAAUAUGGGACAAAACUAUUUACCUUUUCUUUUAAAAAAAGUUAUGGAGAGAGAAGCAUUUACUUAUCUCAAAAUGAAAGUAUGUGGAAGCAAGUUUUUUGUGUUUACCAUGUUUCUAGAAUCAGUAUAGAUAGAAAAAAUACAUGUAAGUAUAUUAUGUAGCGUUGAUAUUGUAUGUGGGUAGGUAUUUAUAUGACAACCUCUGGCAUUUUUGGUUCCUAGUGGAAAACAUUAUGCAAAGAUAAAAGGUUGUUUAAAUAAAUACUAAUUUUAGGAAAUUAAAAGGGGAUGUUGUUGUAGUCAGAUUUUUGCACCAAUCACACUAAACCCGCACCAUUUCUUAAAAAAUAUAACUGAAUAUUUAAAUGUUUUUUAUCCUCAAUAUUCACAAAUUGAUACAACGACAAAUAUCCACAACAUUUAAGAGAGUACUAUUCCAACCUUUAAAGUUAUCAACUGGUUAUUAAUUUUGAAAGGAAAAUAUAAACAGUAAGUUUAAUAAAUUAAUUUAUUUCAGGAAGCUUUAAGAUAGAAU
Messenger RNA from Plutella xylostella (diamondback moth), 2630 nucleotides. The record is from RefSeq and is a predicted model, not a curated record. NCBI's taxonomy places the organism in Eukaryota, Metazoa, Arthropoda, Insecta, Lepidoptera, Plutellidae.